GGAGAUCCAUAUGAACAGAUAAACAAACCCCAUCCCUCUCGCCUUCAGCAAAUCAUCAAAUCAAGAUUUCAGAGGAACUAUAUUGUCGCCAGGUACUCAAUUCUUGAACCUCAAGUUAGUUUUUGUAUGAAUUGGGCGUUUGAUUCGUAGGGCUGUUAAUUAGAUGGAAAUUAGGUUAGGUUUUGCAGAUUUUGUUGAAGAAUAGGGAAUUUUAAUUUGGAAGUUUAGAAUAGGUUUUUUAGAAAGGAGCCAUGAAAGGUCGAACCCACCGGCUGCAGAGCGCGGACCACCAUGAGGACUGGGUGGAUGGGUCGUGGACUGUAGACUGCGUCUGUGGUGUCAAUUAUGAUGAUGGCGAGGAGAUGGUGAACUGUGACGAGUGUGGUGUUUGGGUGCAUACACGCUGCUCUGGUUACACCAAAGGCGAUAAAUUGUUCACCUGUGACAAGUGCAAGGGUAAGGGCAAUCGAAAUGACAGUGAGGAGACUGAGGUUGCACAGUUGCUUGUAGAAUUGCCUACAAAAACGGUUAGAAUAGAGAGUAGUUAUGUUGGGCCUAGGAUUGAAAAACCUAUGGAGGAGAGGGUCCAUGUGCAGGGGGUUCCAGGGGGUGACCCUGGUCUUUUUGGAGGGUUGUCCGGGAUUUUCACACCAGAGCUGUGGAAGUGCACUGGAUAUGUGCCCAAAAAGUUUAAUUUUCAAUACAGGGAAUUUCCAUGUUGGGAUGAGAAGAAAGGGGCUGAUGUGGAGAAUGAUAAUGAAAAUGGGAAUGGGAAUCUGGUUGAUAAUGGUGCCGGUGUGCUGUUUUCUUUGUCUAAGGAGAGGGUGUUUGGUGCUCCAGUAUAUCGCAAGAAGGAGAUCUCAAAGGAGGUGAAGAAGCAGGAAGACAAUGAUGUGGAUGAACGAAGCUUGCAAAAUGGGGUGAGAAAGGACAGGUGCUUGUUUCAGCCUAUUUUUCAUUCUAGUAAACGGAAGAAACAGGAGCUUGGAGUGUCCAAAGAUUGGAGUGGAAAGAAGAAGGCCAGAACCCCUGGUGAUAAAGAAACUGAUGAGAGGAAGAGAGCUGCACACCCAUAUAAGACAGUAGUGUUUAGACACACAAGUGAUGCAAAAAAAUUGGAAUUUUAUGAAGACAGAGGUCCAAAGUCUUCCAAGACUGAUGUUCAGAGUGCGAAGACCAAGCAUUUUAAGGACAAUCCCCUUGAAGAACAGAUAUCAGAUGGUAACCUUCCACUGCAUGGGAACAAUUUAGUGGCGGUUGUACGCUGUUCCAAAGCUUCACCUUCUGAUAUGUCUGGACAUAAUUUUGCAAUUAGUGCUGAGAUGAAGGAGGACAAAGCUGGGCAUCAACUCCCUGCAGUGAUUAAAAGUUCUCCAAAAACUGAAAAUUUUGUUGCAUUGCCCAUAGGAAACGGGGAUUCUGGAAGCAUAGCUGCUAAAGAAGAGGAUCAUAGCUUGAAAAAUGUUAGGCUGGAUGGUAGUAAGGAAGUUUAUUCAAGAAGUGCUCAGGAACAUCAAAUUGAAGAUAUUGGUGGUGCUGCUGCAGAAGUUAAAGGCAGUCAGAUUCCUCAAGAUUUUAAGGGCAGCAAGUCUCAGAGCUCUGAUCAGGCUAGUAUUAAGGUGAAAAUUGAAAUGAACGAUGAUAAUUCAAAAGGCAUCACAAAUGUGCAGUCUUCUCCACCUUCUGAUGCUAAAGACCCAGGGAUAACAUUCCAUCACAUGUUAGAGACUUCCAAAGUGAAUGAUGCUGUCAGAGGCAGUUCACAAUCCUGUGAUCGCAAGGCACAGAUUGUUAAUGGAGCUUCUGAAACAGUUGGUGAAUGUCAUAAUGGUAAUGAAUUAUCAAAUGAUCCUUUGGAGUGUCUGGAAGGUUCUGACUCACUGCAGAGAAGUUCUUCAGAAUCCAAGUGUCGUCCAGGGAUUGCUGAAGAUUCAAUAAAGUUAGAAAAAAAUGUCAUGAACCCACAAGCUCCAUCUAGUCAGCAUAAAAUGGUAGUAUGUGUUGGGAAGUCUUCUACCACUUCGGGCACUGCUCUGACCACUGUGUCAUCUACUCCAGAGAAUGCUAAACCUCAUGAUAGUCAGGAUUCUAAUCCUAACAUUAAGGUUCGAGUAGUAUCCGACUCUAGUGCUAAUGUUAGAAAAGAUAGUGCUGGUAGCAAUGUUGUAACAAAUGAAGACAGGAAUGACUUGUCACGGAAGACUGUAAAAGAGCGUUCAAAAUCCUCUGCCAUUUCUGCUCCAAAAUCCUCUGCCAGUUCUGCUUCAAAAGUUUUGCAUCAGAGCAGGAUGUUACAUGCUUCCGUUUCUAAGAGAAUGGCAUCAGAAUCAAAAGAUUCUGUGCUUCACUCAUCAUCAAAGGCUUCUUCUCUGCAAAAUACUUUAGUACCUCCUGGUCCUGGUGAGUCUGCUGGAUCAUUGCAAAGUCAGUCUGCUUCACAUAUACAACAUAACAAGUCAAAUUUUCAGGCUUCUUCUAAGACUAAUAAUGCAUCAGCAGUGCAUCCUCCUGCCCCUUCAAAUUCCCUUGCUGCUCUGAGUGAUGAAGAGCUUGCUUUACUUUUGCAUCAAGAACUUAAUAGUUCUCCAAGAGUACCUCGUGUUCCACGUGUGCGCCAUGCAGGUAGCUUUCCUCAGCUUGCAUCUGCUUCCGCAACAAGCAUUCUAAUAAAGCGCACAUCAAGCUCUGGAGGAAGGGAUCAGAGUUCGGUUUCUAGAAGAAAAAACAAGGAUGCAUCUAAAGAUGGAUUUCAUGGUUCCCGUGAGCUUGAUGAUGAAAAUAAAAAGACUGCCCGAGUGCCAUCAUCACCUGAUCGGAGGAGACAAGAUAUUGGAUGUGCAGUAGAUGCUUCUUCCAGGAGAGAAGACAAGAAUGUACCUCCCACAAUUACUGCAACCACAAAUAGUGGUCCGUCUUCCUCCACUGAGGCUAAUGAUCAAAAUUUGUCAUCAAUACGCAAUUCACCAAGAAAUAUAUCUGAUGAUGAUGCAGGCACUGUUCGAGAUCCUGUACCUCGCACUUUACCUGGAUUGAUAAAUGAGAUCAUGAGCAAAGGUAGGCGAAUGACAUAUGAAGAACUUUGUGAUGCUGUUUUGCCGCAUUGGCCAAACUUGAGGAAACAUAAUGGUGAGAGAUAUGCCUAUUCCAGUCAUUCUCAGGCUGUUCUUGAUUGCCUGAGAAAUCGUCAUGAAUGGGCUCAUUUGGUUGAUCGUGGCCCCAAGACUAAUUCAGGUAGGAAAAAGCGCAAGAUUGAUGCUGAAGAAUCUGAGGAUAAUCAAUAUGGCAAGGGAAGAACUACAAAGGAGGUAGAUGUAGAAAGCAAAAGCCUUGACUCACAGAGGGAAGAGUUUCCUAAGGGCAAACGCAAUGCAAGGAAGCGGAGGCGACUGGCUUUACAGGGAAGGGGAAUAAAGGAUGUUCAGCGGAGACGGAAGGCAGAUUUUACUGAUGAUGACAAUGGGCCCUUUUCUGAUUCCAGUGAGGAGAGCAUGUUCAGUGAAGAUGAGAUUCAAGGAGGUGGAGCCUCCCCUGAUGGAAGUGAGGACACAGCCAGCUCUGAUGAGACAGAGACUGAAUGAUAACUUAGGCUUAACCAUCUCAUUUUUGUGGUCUAACAAUUAGAGGGCUUGGCCAUUUAUUGUUAGUUACUGGUUAGUGUGCUCACUGUUAUGUUUCUGAGAAAGAGUUCACCCUGUGCAUCUAUUUUGAGAUCAAUAUAGGUAUGAUGUGACCUCCGCUGUGUGGUGUGUUGUUUGCCUCUGGUGCCUCCCGGUGCCUGCAGAUCAUCAAUCAUCUUCAUGGCAAAUCAGUUUCUCAUUCUUCCUAUUUUCAUCAGCUCAACCUGACUGUGAUUAAGUGGUUUAAGAGUUGUAAUGUAGCUAAAUGCCAAUGUUUAGCGUGAUUAGGAACUUCUAGUUGCAAUGUAUGUAUAUGAUUUCUGAUUCUUGUGACCAGGUCAGGUGUACAUUGGCUUAUUUUUUCUGAGGAAUAUAUAUAUCCUGCUUAAAUUAUGCGAAACUUCUUAAAGU
This is a messenger RNA of Rubroshorea leprosula, 4028 nucleotides long. NCBI's taxonomy places the organism in Eukaryota, Viridiplantae, Streptophyta, Magnoliopsida, Malvales, Dipterocarpaceae. The record is from the annotation of a GenBank genome assembly.